Molecule: messenger RNA, 1573 nt
Organism: Anneissia japonica
Lineage: Eukaryota; Metazoa; Echinodermata; Crinoidea; Comatulida; Comatulidae
Product: helicase SKI2W-like
Exons: 5
Coding region: 219-767 (182 amino acids)
Biological process (GO): nuclear-transcribed mRNA catabolic process, 3'-5' exonucleolytic nonsense-mediated decay
Cellular component (GO): Ski complex
Molecular function (GO): RNA helicase activity
Source: RefSeq, a predicted model, not a curated record
UUAAAGAGAGAGAGGAUCUAGAAAAGCAGAUUUUUGGAUAUAAAUGCCUUCAGUGUAAACACUUAACUAAACAUUAUGAAAUUGUUGAAAAUCAGAAAAUACUGGAGGAGAAAAUAGCAGAAGUUGAAGAACAGCUCUCUCAGAGACACUUGCUUCUGCUUCCACAGUUUGAACAAAGACAGAAGGUGUUGAAAAGUCUUGAAUACUUGGAUGACGACAUGGAGAUUCAGCCGAAGGGCAUUGUAGCCUGCAGCUUCAGUCACCAUGAGAUCAUAUUGACUGAGAUUAUCUUUGCUGGCAUUCUUGAUGAUUUAGACCCAGAAGAGAUUGCUGCAGUGUUGUCCUGCAUAGUUUAUCGUGGAAAGCAACCUAAACCACUAAUGCUCACUCCAACAAUUGAAGAGAAAAUACAGGAGGUCAAAGAUAUUGCAGCAUAUAUAGCUGGUCAUGAGAAGGAGUACAAUAAAGAGUUUGAUUUUGAAGAUUACGUUGAGCAAUUUAAACCAGGAUUUGCAGAUGUAGUAUAUGAAUGGGCUAGAGGUGAAAAAUUUGAAGUUAUCAUUGAUUUAGCAGGCGGUAUUCCAGAAGGGGAAAUUGUUAAUACAAUCCAACAACUGAUUAACACUUGUCAUGAAAUGCACAAAGCCUGUAAGUGUAAGGAAGUUGGCAAUUCACGAUUUGGAGUAAUGGUUGAUGUGGCAUCAAAUCUGUUAAAACGGGACAUUUUCGCUGUACCAAGCCUUUACACCCAAUUACACAGCUCCUAAUGAACAUCACAUUCACAUGGAAGAUGACUUUGUGAAUGUAACAAAGGUGAUACAGAAAAAUAAUUUACAAUAGUAAGUUUGAAGUAUUGUAGAUUAAAUAUUUGAAUAGGCAGUUUAAAGGAAAUAGGUGAAGGGAGGAGAACAAUUCAUCAGGACCUCAGCAAUAGCCCUGGUAUACGCACCGGUUGAAUACUUCUCUGCAGCAUGGACACAAAACACUCACACAAGUAGGCUGGAUGUGCCACUUAAUGAUGCAAUGAGACUCGUCACUGGAUGUAUACGCCCUACUCCACUGAGCCACCUGCCCUUUCUCUUUGGGAUUCAAUCACCUCAUGACAUCCUCUCCAACAAGGAAGCUCCAUCCAGGUUGCGCUCACGGAGGCCCCUGCGCCCACAUAUGGAACGACAAACAGCAUUGGCAAGUGCAGUACCAACUGUUCCUGAGCGAUUGCAGCCAUACAUCGAAUCCUGGUCAGCCCACCCACCUGGCAACCAUCUUCGUAGGAAGGCUUGGAUGUAACUAAACAGGCUACAAUCAGGCGCUGGACGUUUUGCAUCCAAUAUAAAAAUGUGGGGCAUUGCAGAAAGUGAUCUUUGUCCUUCUGGGCACAUACAGACUCAUGAACAUGUUCUUAGCGAGUGUGCUGUGAUUGGACCUCCUUGCCCACUAUCUGAGGUUGACAACCCUCAACUGGUGGAAUACCUCACCAACUUCCAAUUUUGAACUGAUUUGUUGUACAUGAUGUAGUUUAACAUACGAGAUAAUAAUAAUGAAUUGAUUGUUGCUUAAAAUGCUCUAUCUGUUA